ACCGUUGGUCAUUUUUACACUUGCAUAAAAUAUAUCAUUUCUAAAGACAGAAAGAGUUUUGUCUUUUACAACGAAUGAAAAUCGUGCUUUGUCAAGCCAGGAUACAGAAAUGAUGUUUCUGCUCAUACUAGGUACAAACAGACAAUUAUUCAAAUGCAAUAUUAGACCACUAGGUAGAGAUAAACUAUAGGUUCCGACGGCCAAUGCAUAGACGAGUGCGCCAUUGCCGACUUUUAGUUGUAUCUCUCCCUCCGUCAAUUGUCUACAUUCAUGCAAGUUCUGCAUAGAAGUACAGAUGUGAGAACCACAUCCAGUAUCCAUCACCCAAGAGGUGAUAUCAGACAUAUUGACUUCGAUAACCCUUUGGAGCUCCGCGGUCAUACUGGCCAUAAUGAUACACUUUACAUCUCGUGCGUCGUCCUCAUACUUCUUGAAGGAAGUGAGUUCGGACGCACGAGCAUUAGCAUUAGGGGUCUUGGGAGGAUCCGUUUCGAGGAUGUAGAGUUUCCUCUCAUAGUUAAGAACGAUUCAGAGGUUCAUCUCCCAGUCAAGAAAGUUGGUCCCGGAUAACUUGUUGUUUUCCAGGAUGUAACGCAGAAAAUAUUUCUAAUAAUAUUUAGAAAAUAUUAUAGAUAUUUUCUAUACACAAAAUGAUAUUUAUAGAACACAAAGUAUUUUCUCUCAUUAAUAAUGUAAUGGCCGAAACUUAAAACAAAUUGAUGAUAUCUCCUUCUUUUUGCUAAUGGUGCGUGAGGUGUAUAUUUAAAACAAAGAUGUGAUUAAUUUUGUCAUUAGCUAAAUGACAAAUAAUUACCCCACUCAAAAUUCAAUCAAAGAAAAUUGUGAUUCUCCUCAAUCCAAAAUGGCCGAACAAAUCAUUGUGAUUGUGAGAAGGAUUUUCAAAAUUCUUCUCCACUCAAAUGUUCAAAGUG
Messenger RNA from Cuscuta campestris, 932 nucleotides. The record is from the annotation of a GenBank genome assembly. NCBI's taxonomy places the organism in Eukaryota, Viridiplantae, Streptophyta, Magnoliopsida, Solanales, Convolvulaceae.